AUGGUGGACGCGACAGUGGGGAGUGAGGGGCGCACCGUGAAGGUGAGGCUGCGGGGACCGGGGCUGAGACUCACAGACCGACUAGCGGAGGGCCCAGCGGGCCACCUUCCCUCGGGAGGACCCCCAACGCCGGUUACCCCGUUCGGCCGGCCCCCAACAAAGGCUCAGGGGAGGGGUGAGACGACCCCGACCCCGCGGAGCCCAGGACGCCCGCCACCGCGACGCACGCGCGGCAGGUGCCUGCCGGCAGGUGGGCGACAGCACACCCCCCGCACCCCGGCCUCCACCGCCCCGCGGCCCUGGGGCUGGGGCCGGGGGACACGCCGCGGGCGGAGCGGCCGCACCUGCCGGCUCUCACCUGCCGCACCUGCCCGCCCGCCCCCGCCGCACCUGCCCGCCCCGCGCCGUCCCCGAGGCCCGCUCACCUCCGCGCGGCCCGGCCCGGCCCCUCGCAGCGGCAGCCCCCGGCCCGCGCCGCUCCAUGCGCUCAGCCCGCCCUCGGCGCCGCCCGCCGCCCCCGGGCCGCCGCCGCCGCCCGCGCCAUCGCGCCGCCGCCCGCUCCGAGGGCACAAUGGAGCCGCCGCCGCGCCGCUCAUGCAUAUGCAUGACGCCGCGCCGCCGGCCCCGCCUCCCAGGCCAGAGCAGCGGAGCCCCGAGCCGGCGCGCCGGAGCCCGGCGGGGGGCGAGGGGCGGCCGCGGGCCUGCGCCGCCGCGGGACGGGAGGUGGGGCCGGGGCCGCGGGGCUGGGCGCGCGGGAGGCACGGCCCGACGGCGACCGGCGCCCCGCGCCCCCUCCACACCUUUCGGGACGCGGCGUCCGAGAGCCACGGCGAGCUUCCUGCUCGCCCCUUUCGAGCGCUUCUCUGCGGCCGCGCCUCGGAGCCCGAAAGAGCGCGGCCUGGCGAGGUACGGAGGCUUGCUGAGGGCCCGGGAAGCCUGGCUGCCGCCGAAAGCCGCACACUCACCUACACUGGUCCCUUCGCAGAGCCCCACGUCCCUACUGAGGUGUUCCGGCCAAACGAGCUGGCCUCUGGUCUGGUUGGGUCUUUCAGAUGCUAUUAA
Jaculus jaculus (lesser Egyptian jerboa) is the source of this 1062-nucleotide messenger RNA. RefSeq names its product proline-rich protein HaeIII subfamily 1-like. Lineage: Eukaryota; Metazoa; Chordata; Mammalia; Rodentia; Dipodidae. The record is from RefSeq and is a predicted model, not a curated record. Bases 1 to 1062 code for a protein of 353 amino acids. The transcript is spliced from 2 exons.